Molecule: messenger RNA, 1943 nt
Organism: Mucor mucedo
Lineage: Eukaryota; Fungi; Mucoromycota; Mucoromycetes; Mucorales; Mucoraceae
Product: glycoside hydrolase superfamily
Exons: 3
Coding region: 179-1885 (568 amino acids)
Biological process (GO): glycosaminoglycan metabolic process; carbohydrate metabolic process
Cellular component (GO): membrane
Molecular function (GO): beta-N-acetylhexosaminidase activity
Source: RefSeq, a predicted model, not a curated record
UUCUAAUGAGGUCCGCAUGACCUUUUCAUGCAAUAACAAAUAAAACCCUUUGAUUUGUUACGAAAAAAAACAAUGACAUCUAAACGAGAUGAUCCAUAAGCAAUAAACAAAAUUUCAAGUGUAUAAAAACAGCACCCUCUCUCUCUCUACGACAUCCUUCCUCUUACAUUAUACAGCCAUGUUAUUUAUACUCUUUGUUAUUAUAUUACUGUGUAGUAGUAUCGAAGGAAAGACGUUUCUAUUCCCAAUUCCUCAACAUGUAGAGUGGUUUGGUACGACGUCCCUAUUUCUUUCAGACCCAACCAAGUUUCAAAUGCGAGGUAUCCAAAACCCGCAUCUUCAAUCUGCCGCUACGCGUUACUUGACGCUAAUUCAACAAGAACGAUGGGUACCUGUUCAAAAAAGCACAAAUGCUACUGUUCAAGCUACAUUACAAGAAAUCAGCGGUGUUCAAUUUCAAGUGGCAAAUAAUACGGUUUCUUUGGGUAUGCACGUGGAUGAAUCCUAUCAACUCUUGGUAUCUCCCUCUAGUGUGUUUAUUCGUAUCCAGGCUAACACAUGGGUGGGUGGCUUACGUGCAUUGGAGACUUUAUCUCAACUGGUGACAAGGGGUGUUUCUAACGCUACAACUACAUUGGUAAUUCAUACAGCGAAUAUCACGGAUGCGCCACGGUACGGUCAUCGUGGUAUCUUGCUCGAUACAGCGCGUAAUUUCUACCCUGUUGAAUCUAUUCUUCAUCUUUUGGAGGCGCUUGCGUACAAUAAAAUGAACGUGCUCCAUUGGCAUGCUACGGAUUCACAAUCAUGGCCAAUGUAUAUGAAUUCUUUACCGGAGCUUUCACAAAAGGGAGCGUAUUCGACAGAGGAAGUGUAUCAGCCGAAGGAUGUGGAAAAGGUGUUGGGGUUUGCAGAGACACGUGGUAUUCGAGUGAUUUUGGAAUUGGAUAUGCCAGCGCAUACGGCUUCGAUUGCAGCGUCGCAUCCGGAGCUGCUGUUGUGUGCAGAUGAGUUUUGGUCGGACUAUGCAGCAGAACCCCCGGCGGGACAGUUGAACCCGAUUAAGGGGGAUACGUUUCGAUUGGUGGAGACGGUGUUAAAGGAAGCUACGUCUCGGUUUCCUGAUGGAUUGUAUCAUGCAGGUGGUGAUGAGAUUAAUACGGCGUGUUGGGAAUUAAGUGAUGAGUUUCGAGCGUAUACGAUGAAAUUCAAUAUGACGAGCAAAGAAGUAUGGUUUCAAUGGACAAAGCAUGUAUUGGAUUAUAUUAGACGUGACUUGAAAAAGAGACCGAUUCUUUGGGAAGAUUCAAUUAAAGAUGGAGCCCAAGGGUAUAGCAACUCAACCAUUGUUCAGACAUGGUUAUUACCACCUUCAAAAUAUACAGCGUUAGGCUAUGAUGUGAUUGUCUCGAAUUAUGAUUAUUUCUACCUCGAUUGUGGUCACGGUGGUUGGGUGGGUAACGAUAACCGGUACAUCAGUGCAGCACAAACAGAGACUGCGGAUGAUGUGUUUAAUUAUGGAGGUAUUGGCGGGUCUUGGUGUGCACCGUUCAAGACAUGGCAACGUAUCUACAGUUACGAUAUGAUGCUGGAUAUAGCGAAUGAUACGCACAAGGGAAGUAUACUGGGAGGGGAAGUUGCCAUGUGGUCUGAACAGACGGGGCCAACCGUAAUGGAUGGUCGUAUAUGGCCACGAUCUGCUGCUGCUGCGGAGAUCUAUUGGUCGGGAAGUUAUGAUGAAGAAGGUGAAAGACGUACAGUGGAAAGAGUAUCCGAACGCUUUUACGAUUGGGUCUAUCGAUUACAAGCGCGUGGCAUUGAUGCUGAACCUGUUCAACCGAAAUACUGUGCUCAACAUCCAGGUGCAUGCAACCUUAGUCCUACAUGAAUAAAAUAAAAACUUGUUAUUUUUCUUCUUUUUUUUGCAUCACAGGAUGAGGGGGGGG